Diaporthe batatas is the source of this 1587-nucleotide messenger RNA. RefSeq names its product pantothenate kinase. The transcript is spliced from 2 exons. Bases 1 to 1587 code for a protein of 528 amino acids. Gene Ontology annotation, biological process: coenzyme A biosynthetic process. Gene Ontology annotation, cellular component: nucleus; cytosol. NCBI's taxonomy places the organism in Eukaryota, Fungi, Ascomycota, Sordariomycetes, Diaporthales, Diaporthaceae. The record is from RefSeq and is a predicted model, not a curated record. Gene Ontology annotation, molecular function: ATP binding; pantothenate kinase activity.
AUGACUGAGGGGAGGGCCCAGCCGUCGCACACGCCCGACCAUGCGACCCCAGCCGCAUCGGGGUCUGGGGUCGCCGCCGGCAUCAUCACAGGCGGGGAUACAAGUCGCGGCACGGCUGCGGCCCAGGACUGCGCCGUCGACGUCGAGCAGAUAGGGAGGCCCAGGACAGCAACCACCACGGCCGAGAUUGACAGCACCAUAAUACACCCCGGCAGUGUUAAGAUCAACGUCAAGGGCGCCUUCAUCGUGGAGCAGGACUCGGCAACCCCCGUCGCCCAGAGCUUCAACGGGGGGAGGGGCUCGCCCGACCAUCACCAGACCAAGGACAUCAGGCUGCCAAACCACACAGCCGUGCUCGUCUACUUCUCGCGCGAGGGCUUCUCUACCGAGCCCGGCGGCCGUCUCAACUUCACCAUCUUCGAGACAGACAGGAUAGACGACUGUAUCGCUUUCAUGCGCCACCUGAAGGAGAACCAGCAGACACUCAAUGGCUCGAACCCCGGCCAGCUCACCGUCAUGGCCACCGGCGGUGGCGCCUACAAGUACUACGACAAGAUCCGCGACGUCCUGGGGGUCGACGUCAUACGGGAGGAGGAGAUGGAGUGUCUGAUAAUAGGCCUGGACUUCUUCAUCACCGAGAUCCCACGCGAGGUCUUCACCUACAGCGAGACCGACCCCAUGCACUUCGCCAGCCCCGAGGAGAACAUGUACCCGUACCUGCUGGUCAACAUCGGCUCUGGCGUGUCCAUGCUCAAGGUCUCCGGCCCCAGGGAGUACCAGCGCGUGGGCGGCACAAGCCUCGGCGGCGGCACCCUCUGGGGGCUGCUGAGCCUGCUUACCGGCGCAAGGACUUUCGACGAGAUGCUCCACAACGCCGCACAGGGCGACAACUCGCAUGUCGACAUGCUGGUGGGUGACAUCUACGGGACGGACUACGGAAAGAUCGGCCUGAAGAGCACCACCAUCGCUAGCUCCUUCGGCAAGGUAUUCAGGAUGAAGCGGGAGGCCGAGAGCGAGGCCGAGGACAUGGGCGGCCUAAGCAAUGGCGACUUGGACCACGCUCUUGACGAGCAACGACAACAGAACCACCAGCAGCACGAGCCACCACAGUCAUCAUCACAAGGCCCAGGGGCACCCCAACCGGCACCAGCAGACACGUCCCGCUUCUCCUCGGCCGACGUAUCCCGCUCGCUCCUCUACGCAAUAUCCAACAACAUCGGCCAGCUGGCCUACCUGCAGUCGCAAGUACACGGGCUGGAACGCAUCUACUUUGGUGGGUCAUUCAUCCGCGGCCACCCGCAGACUAUGAACACGCUGUCGUACGCCAUCAAGUUCUGGUCAAAGGGCGCCAAGCAGGCCUACUUCCUGCGCCACGAGGGCUACCUGGGGGCCGUCGGCGCAUUCCUCAAGCGGCAGCCGCGCAACUGGGGCCGAAGGGGCAGCUUCGAGGAGGGCGGCAGCGAGAGCCUCAGCCUCGAGAGCAGAAUGAAGGGGCGUCUCGACGAUAGCGUCGAGACACCGCAGCCCGUCAUGGAGUACCCUGGCACCGCGUCUGCGACAUCGUUCGCAUACCCGGGCACACUCUAG